UAAUUAUUGUCCAGUUUGUGAUUUCAUUUCUAGUUCAAAUUAUACUAAAACUAAAAUCUCAAAUUGGACAAUAAUUUUGGGACGGAGGAAGUAUAUAAUCUACUACUAAUUAUGGCUUAUAUUUAUCCAAAACCAAUUCCCAUAUGCCACAUUUCAUACAAAAAGUAGUAGUACUCCGUAAGAAGCUUUGCUUGGGAACAUCAAUUUUACCUCCAUUAACAUCAACUCCAACAACAAAAAAAAGAGCUUCAGAAAAAGAGAGAGAACAUUUAGGCAUGGCGGUGACUGGAGAAACGGCUGCGAAACUGAAAGUCGCAGCGGAUAAGUAUAGGUCAUUCUUGCAUGAAGAAGGCCAAAACAUCGAGUGGAGGCAUGGCGGUCCUCCCAUUUACGACGAUGUUAACAAGCUUUUUGAACAUGGCCGAACCCAGGAAUGGCCUAAAGGGUCGCUAGAAGAGGUAGUUCAGAAUGCGGUCAAGUCAUGGGAGCUGGAAUUGUCUCACAAAACUCGUAUCCAAGAUUUCAGGACCAUCAACCCUGAUAAAUUCAAGCUCGUUGUUAAUGGAAGAGAAGGAUUAUCGGGAGAGGAAACACUGAAGCUGGGAAGUUACAAUGCAUUGUUGAAGAGUUCAAUGCCGGAGGAAUUCAAGUUCUACAAUGCUGAUGAAGAGAGCUUCGAGUCUUCCCAUGACGUGUUCCGGUCAGCGUUUCCACGUGGAUUUGCAUGGGAGGUCAUCAGGGUUUAUUCUGGCCCCCCAGUCAUUACGUUCAAGUUCAGGCAUUGGGGUUAUUUUGAAGGCCCAUUCAAAGGCCAUUCCCCUACUGGCGAGCUGGUCCAGUUCUUCGGCCUCGCUGUUAUGAAGGUAAAUUGGGGUGGAAGAAAAAGAAUCAGAGGAUUUAAUAAUUAUAAUUAAUUCCCUCUCUCUUCUUCACCCCCAUGACAACUACAUUGACGGUUACUUUUCUGACAUGAAACUCGAUUUUUUUGUUCUUAAGACUUUGUUUUUGCGUAUGGGAUUUUCCGUAAUCCUUCGGUGUUACAUUCCUUUCAAACAUUUGGCUAACUAAUGUUACAAGAAAUGUAACACAAAAAAUCUUUCAUUUUUUUGUCUGAUGAUAAAAAUGUUUCUUAAAAAUUGAAGGAGAAGUGUGAUUUAGGACAUAAUGUUUUGGAUAGGUUGAUGAAUCGUUGAAGGCAGAAGACGUGGAGAUUUACUAUGACCCGGCAGAGCUAUUCGCCGGGUUAUUCAAAGGACCCAUCGAAACCACCUCUGAUCCAGAAAAUGCUACUACUUCAGCAUCAUCAGGUCAUGGCUGUCCUUUUCACAAGUAAUCAAACUGUCCAAAUCCUUUUCAAAGCUUAUCCUAUGGAAGAAGAGUCACAUGCUUUUUCGUAUGGAGGAUGAAAGUUGAUGUUUGCCGCCCCAUAGGCUCAUACCAAAAGAUCAUUUUCGUAAUUACUCCUCCUGCUCCAAAAUGAUAGUCGGACGAUCAAGGGACAGUUUUCCCCUUACUGCACUUCUCUUAGAUUUUCUCAAUCUUGUAAUAAUUAGUAUAUUAUCUUUACACUGUUGGUUUUUUCUUUUAUCCCAUUUCACUGUUUUACAUUACAUGCAUACCAUAUAAUCUCAAACUCC
Messenger RNA from Oldenlandia corymbosa var. corymbosa, 1637 nucleotides. The record is from the annotation of a GenBank genome assembly. Lineage: Eukaryota; Viridiplantae; Streptophyta; Magnoliopsida; Gentianales; Rubiaceae.